Acanthosepion pharaonis is the source of this 7563-nucleotide messenger RNA. The record is from the annotation of a GenBank genome assembly. Lineage: Eukaryota; Metazoa; Mollusca; Cephalopoda; Sepiida; Sepiidae.
AUGGCGCUCUCCUGUGCAUGUCUUCUCCGAUCCACAAUGGCCAUUCACUGGCACGUCCUCCUCUACAGUUUGUGUUUGCUGUCUAUUGUGUUUGCUGUGAGUCGAGAGAAUUUCAAGACAUGUGACCAAAGUGGCUUUUGCAAACGUCAGAGAGCCGUACCACCAGGUCACUCCCCUUAUGUUGUAGAGUUAUCAUCAAUAAACAUGAAGCCAUCAUGUUUGGAAUUAGAAGUUGUAAAUAAAAAAAAUAAUGUUCGUUUUAAAUUAGAGCUUUAUGCACUGGCCAACAAUAUGGCCAGAAUAAAAUUUAAUGAACUGUCACCAUUAAAACCACGUUUUGAAAUCCCUGUAGGAGAUGUUUUGGUAAAAGAACCAACAUUACAAAGUUUGAAAUUAGUUUCUCAAGAUUCAAAUAGCAUAAUUACAGUAUUUGAAAAUACAAGGGUGGUAAUUACAGCCAAUCCUUUUCGAAUUGAUUUUCUUACUUAUGACCAGCCAACUGUCAGCAUCAACAGCCAGGGCUUGCUAAAAUUUGAAUAUUUAAGAAAAAAACAAGCAGCUCAGCCAGUUGAACCUGCGCAGGAAGAACCAGCAGAAAACCACGAAGAGAAAAAGGAAGAAAAACCUGAAGCUGCUGAGACAGAAAGCCCUGAACUAGACAUGUGGGAAGAAACCUUCAAGUCUUUUGUGGAUUCAAAGCCAAAUGGUAAAAUGAUAAGUAACAUCCCCACCCAACCAACUUUUCUCUCGUCCCCCUCUCUAUCCCCCCCUCGUCCCCCUCUCUCGUCCCCCCCCCUCUCGUCCCCCUCUCUCGUCCCCUCUCUCGUCCCCCCUCGCUCUCUCUCUCGUCCCCCCCUCCUCGCCGCUCUCUCUCGUCCCCCCUCAUACCUUUCGCUCUCUCUCUCGUUCCCCCCCCUCGCCGCUCUCUCUCUCUCAUCCCCCCCCCCUCGCGCCGCUCGCUCUCGUUCCCCCCCCCCUCCUCUCGUCCCCGCUCGCUCGCUCUCUCGUCCCCCCCCCCUGCUCGCUCGCUCUCUCGUCCCCCCCUUCGCGCCGCUCGCUCUCUCUCGUCCCCCCUUCGCGCCGCUCGCUCUCUCGUCCCCCCCCUUCGCGCCGCUCGCUCUCUCUCGUCCCCCCCUUCGCGCCCUCUCUCUCUCUCGUCCCCCCCCUCGCCUCUCUCUCUCUCGUCCCCCCCCCCGCGCCUCUCUCUCUCUCCCCCCCCUCCGCGCCCUCUCUCUCUCUCGUCCCCCCCCUCGCCUCUCUCUCUCUCGUCCCCCCCUCGCGCCCUCUCUCUCUCUCUCGUCCCCCCCUCGCGCCCCUCUCUCUCUCUCGUCCCCCCUCUCUAUCCCCCCUCGCGCCUCUCUCUCUCUCGUCCCCCCUCUCUCCCCCCCUCGCGCCUCUCUCUCUCUCUCGUCCCCCUCUCUAUCCCCCCUCGCGCCUCUCUCUCUCUCUCGUCCCCCCCUCUCUAUCCCCCCCCUCUCUCUCUCUCGUCCCCCUCUCUAUCCCCCUCGCGCCCCUCUCUCUCUCUCGUCCCCCCUCUCUAUCCCCCCUGCCUCUCUCUCUCUCUCGUCCCCCUCUCUAUCCCCCUCGCGCCUCUCUCUCGUCUAUAGUCCCUCAUCAGUUGGAAUAGAUAUCUCUUUCCCUGGAUUUGAACAUGUCUAUGGUAUACCAGAACAUGCAGAUGACUUUGCUUUGAAAUCAACAAAGAGUACAGAUCCCUACCGUUUAUACAACCUGGAUGUUUUCGAAUAUGAAUUGUAUAACCCAAUGGCUUUGUAUGGAAGUGUGCCAUUCAUGUUGGCUCAUAAUGAGCAAAGGACUGUUGGUGUGUUCUGGCAGAAUGCUGCCGAGACUUGGGUUGACAUCAGUUCUAAUGUUGCUGACAAGAAUUUGUUCAACAAGAUGUUGGAUUAUGUAAAGGGUGACCAGGAUAUUCCCCAAAUUGAUACACAUUGGUUUUCUGAAAGUGGCAUUAUUGAUAUAUUUGUGAUGUUGGGCCCCAAACCACAAGAUGUAUUCAGCCAGUAUGCCACACUCACUGGCACAACACCUUUACCUCCACUAUAUGCCUUAGCAUAUCAUCAGUCACGAUGGAAUUAUAAUGAUGAAGAAGAUGUAAGAAAUGUUGAUGCAAAUUUUGACAUCCAUGAUAUACCUUAUGAUGUCCUGUGGCUGGACAUUGAACAUACAGAUGGCAAAAGGUAUUUCACAUGGGACCAUGCCAAAUUCCCUAACCCUGAAGACAUGGUAGCUAACCUUUCUUCCAAAGGGAGAAAGCUGGUGACCAUUGUGGACCCUCAUAUCAAAAGAGAUGAUAAUUAUCACAUUUAUAAAGAGGCUAAGGAAAAAAAUGUCUUCAUUAAAAAUAAAGAUGGUGCUGAGUAUGAUGGCUGGUGUUGGCCUGGAUCUUCAAGCUGGCCUGACUUUUUGGAACCUGCCGUCCGUCAGUGGUGGGCAAGUAAAUUCGACCCUGCUGAAUACAAAGGAACAAAUUUGGAUGUUGUCACAUGGAAUGACAUGAAUGAACCGUCCGUUUUUAAUGGUCCUGAGAUCACCAUGUUAAAGGAUGCUGUCCACUUGAGUGGCUGGGAACACAGAGAUGUCCACAAUGUCUAUGGCAUGUAUCAGCAUCGAGCAACUGUAGAGGGUCAGAUUCAGAAAUCCAAUGGUCAGGAGAGGCCAUUUGUACUGAGCCGAUCCUUCUUUGCUGGCUCUCAAAGAUAUGGUGCUGUCUGGACUGGUGACAAUACAGGUGAAUGGAGCCACUUAAAAAUAUCUGUUCCAAUGAUGUUAUCUUUGAAUAUUGUUGGCAUCACCUUCUCAGGUGCUGACAUUGGUGGAUUUUUCCGCAAUCCUGAUGCUGAACUUGUCACGAGGUGGUAUCAGGCUGGCGCCUUUCAACCAUUUUUCCGUGGCCAUUCCCAUCUAGACACAAAACGCCGUGAACCUUGGCUGUUACCAGAACAUAACAAGAAUAUUGUCCGUAGUGCCAUUCACACCCGCUAUACAUUCCUUCCAUAUUGGUACACUUUGUUCUAUCACAGUGAAAGAACUGGAAUGCCAGUGAUGAUGCCAUUGUGGGUAGAAUAUCCAGAAGACACAGCUACCUACAAAAUGGAUGAUGAAUAUCUUUUGGGUUCUGCUUUGUUGGUUAAGCCAGUUGUUGACCCAGGAAUAUCUACAAUGGACAUCUACUUUCCGGGUAAAGGAGAGAUCUGGUAUGAUAUCUUGGACUUCAAAACAUAUGCUGGAGGACAAGUUGUAAAAGUUGAUACCCCAUUGGACAAGAUUCAUGCUUACCAAAGAGGUGGCCACAUAAUUGCCAGGAAAUAUCGCAUGAGGCGUUCCUCCUCUUUUAUGAAGAAUGAUCCUGUAACAUUAUUUGUUUGCCUCAAUACAAAUGAAUAUGCUAAAGGAGAUUUGUACAUUGAUGACUACCACACAAAUAAUUACAGAAAAGGAGAUUUUGCUCUUCGAGAAUUUAUAUUUGAAAACAACAAAAUGAUGAGCAGACCUUUAAAUAAAAGCUUAUACAGAAGCAGAGAGUGGUUAGAAAGGAUAAUAGUUGUUGGCUUGGUGAAAAUGCCACAAAAAACUUCAAUAAGUCUCAAUGGUGGUGCACCACAAGAUCUUGAUUCUCAAUAUUUCACAGAGACCAAAGUUUUAGUGAUACGCAAACCAGGAAACGGACCCCUCGUGUCAGGAAUAAUGUCCAGCGGAAACGGAUGCUGUUUCGAAGUUAACAAAUUGACGGCUUUGUUGUCCCAGACAGGCGUCGAAGAUAGAAAUGGGACCGAAAAAGAAGAAGAAACGGAAUUGAGUUUUGCCGGUAGAGGAAUGAAAUUAGACAAAGCUGAAGAUGCUAAAGAAAUUGUUGAAGCCAUCAAAGGUUUUCCAAAAAUGGAGAUCCUUAGACUUGAAGGUAACACAGUUGGAAAGCAGGCUGCAGAAGAAAUUGCCAAAGUCUUGGAGAAACAUCCAGAGUUGAAAAGAGCCUUAUGGAGUGAUAUGUUUACUGGCAGGUCAAAUGCUGAGAUUCCCCCAUCUCUUAAAUCUCUUGGAGCUGGUAUUAUUACCGCAGGAGCCCAUCUUGUAGAAUUAAACCUCAGCGACAAUGCCUUCGGUGCCAUUGGUGUGGGAGGAAUUGAAGACCUGCUUUUGAGCAAGUGUUGCUACUCCCUCAGGAAGCUCAGUCUUAACAACAAUGGCCUGGGUACUACAGGAGGCAAGUUAUUGGCAAAAACACUGCUCGCAUGUCACAAGACCAGUUCUGCUGCAGGAACACCGCUGCAAUUGAACACCUUUAUUUCUGGUCGCAAUCGUCUGGAAAAUGAGGGUGCCAAGGCAUUGGCAGAAGCUUUCAAAACCAUAGGAACUCUACAGCAUGUGGAAAUGCCUCAGAAUGGUAUUCAGCGGCCAGGUGUGUCUGCAUUAGCAGAAGCCUUAACUGUCAACACUCAAAUGAGGAUUCUUAAUUUAAAUGACAACACAUUUACAGAAACUGGAUCAAUAGCAAUUGCUAAGCAACCUUCCCCUCAUAUUUUCCAAUUAUUUAUUAACAUUUUUUUCACUUGUCUCUCUCUCUCUCGGCAACCCUCCACAUGUGUGUGUGUCUCUCUCUCUCUCUCUCUCUCGGCAACCCUCCACAUGUGUGUGUGUCUCUCUCUCUCUCUCGGCAACCCUCCACAUGUGUGUGUGUCUCUCUCUCUCUCUCUCUCUCUCUCGGCAAGCCUCCACGUGUGUCUCUCUCUCUCUCUCGGCAAGCCUCCACGUGUGUCUCUCUCUCUCUCUCGGCAAGCCUCCACGUGUGUCUCUCUCUCUCUCUCUCGGCAAGCCUCCACGUGUGUCUCUCUCUCUCUCUCUCUCUCGGCAAGCCUCCACGUGUGUCUCUCUCUCUCUCUCUCGGCGCAAGCCUCACGUGUGUCUCUGUCUCUCUCUCUCGGCAAGCCUCCCACGUGUGUCUCUCUCUCUCUCUCUCUCGGCAAGCCUCCACGUGUGUCUCUCUCUCUCUCUCGGCAAGCCUCCGUGUGUGUCUCUCUCUCUCUCUCUCUCUCUCUCUCUCUCGGCAAGCCUCCCACGUGUGUCUCUCUCUCUCUCAAGCCUCUCUCUCUCUCUCUCUCUCUCGGCAAGCCUCGUGUGUCUCUCUCUCUCUCGGCAAGCCUCCCGUGUGUGUCUCUCUCUCUCUCAGGCCUCUCUGUGUGUGUCUCUCUCUCGUGCCAAGCCUCCACGUGUGUGUCUCUCUCUCUCUGCAAGCCUCCACGUGUGUGUCUCUCUCUCUCUGCAAGCCUCCACGUGUGUGUCUCUCUCUCUCUGCAAGCCUCCACGUGUGUCUCUCUCUUUGCAAGCCUCCCACGUGUGUCUCUCUCUCUCUGCAAGCCUCCACAAGUGUCUCUCUCUCUCUGCAAGCCUCCACGUGUGUGUCUCUCUCUCUUUGCCACUCUCCACAAGUGUCUCUCUCUCUCUCUCUGCAACCCUCCACAAGUGUCUCUCUCUCUCUCUCUGCAACCCUCCACAAGUGUCUCUCUCUCUGCAACCCUCCACAAGUGUCUCUCUCUCUGCAACCCUCCACAAGUGUCUCUCUCUCUGCAACCCUCCACAAGUGUCUCUCUCUGCAACCCUCCACAAGUGUCUCUCUCUCUGCAACCCUCCACAAGUGUCUCUCUCUCUCUCUUUGCCACUCUCCACAAGUGUCUCUCUCUCUCUCUCUCUGCAACCCUCCACAAGUGUCUCUCUCUCUCUCUCUGCCACCUCAUAGCUUUGCUCAUAGAAAAUGUUGCUCUUCCAUAUCUCAAAGAUUUGGAAGAAAUCAACUUUGGGGAUUGUUUAGUGAGAAACGAAGGAGCAGAAGCAUUUGCCCAAAGUCUCAAGUCACAUACCAACUUAAAGCGACUUAUACUCAGUGGAAAUGAAAUUGGCUUUGAAGGAGCCAAUGCCAUUGUGAUUGCAAUGGAAAACAAAAGUAACUUGAAACUUAUUGAUCUAAAUGAAAACCAAAUUGGAGAAGAAGGAAUUGAACUAAUUCAAGGUAGCAUGGAUGCUAUAAACAAGUUAGAAUGUCUUGGAUCAUUUAGUGGUGAUGAAGGUGAUGAAGAUGAUGAUGAUGAUGAGGAGGAUGAUGAAGAUGAUGAUGAUGAGGAGGAGGAUGAUGAAGAAGAUGAGGAGGAGGAGGAAGAGGAGGAGGAAGACCAGAAUGAGGAAGAGGAUGAAAAGGAGGACAUUGAUGAUUUGCCUGUGAAAGAAUGUCAAACACCAACUAAAACGGCUGAAAUAAAUCAAGAACUUCACAUUAUUUCACCCGGUGAAUUCUUGACUUUCCCAUCUCCAUCAAAAUUGUUGGGACUUGGAGCAAGUGAAAAAGCUGCUAAUGGUAUUAAACAGGAACUUGGGGACAAGAUUUCUGAUGUCGAUGAAGUUGUAAAAACAUUUUUAAAAAUAUCUUCAGUUGUUGAUUCCACAAAUGAGAAAACCAAGAAAAUUGCCAACACCUGCACAGAUUCCAUAUUUUCAGAACUUCUUCAAUCUGAUGAUGAAACGAUUCAGUGGAAUGCUGACAUUUUACCCAAAAUUUCCUUAAAUCACCAAACAUCAUUUAUUUUAAAAACAUUAUUUCUUGAUUUUUUGUUUCUUUUCUCUGUUUCUCUUGAUCUCUUUUCAUUCUUUUCUAUCUUUAUCUUCUUUCUCUUCUCUCUCUCUUCUCUUUAUCUUCUCUCUCUCUUCUCUUUAUCUUCUCUCUCUCUUCUCUUUAUCUUCUCUCUCUCUUCUCUUUAUCUUCUCUCUCUCUUCUCUUUAUCUUCUCUCUCUUCUCUUUAUCUUCUCUCUCUUCUCUUUAUCUUCUCUCUCUCUUCUCUUUAUCUUCUCUCUCUUCUCUUUAUCUUCUCUCUCUUCUCUUUAUCUUCUCUAUCUUCUCUUUAUCUUCUCUAUCUUCUCUCUCUCUUCUCUUCUCUUUAUCUUCUCUUCUCUUUAUCUUCUCUCUCUUCUCUUUAUCUUCUCUCUCUUCUCUUUAUCUUCUCUCUCUUCUCUUUAUCUUCUCUCUCUUCUCUUUAUCUUCUCUCUCUUCUCUUUAUCUUCUCUCUCUUCUCUUUAUCUUCUCUCUCUUUCUCUUCUCUCUUUAUCUUCUCUCUUCUCUUUAUCUUCUCUCUCUUCUCUUUAUCUUCUCUCUCUUCUCUUUAUCUUCUCUCUCUUCUCUUUAUCUUCUCUCUCUUCUCUUUAUCUUCUCUCUCUCUCUUCUCUUUCUCUUCUCUCUCUCUUCUCUUCUCUCUCUUCUCUUUCUCUUCUCUUUCUUCUCUCUCUCUCUUCUCUUCUCUUUCUCUUCUCUCUCUCUCUUCUCUUCUCUCUCUCUUCUCUCUCUCUCUUCUCUUUCUCUUCUCUCUCUCUCUUCUCUUUCUCUUCUCUCUUUCUCUCUCUCUUCUCUUUCUCUUCUCUCUCUCUCUUCUCUCUCUCUCUUCUCUUUCUCUUCUCUCUCUCUCUUCUCUCUCUCUCUUCUCUUCAUCUUCUCUUUAUCUUCUCUUCCUCUUCUCUCUCUUUUCUUCCUCUUCUCUCUCUUUUCUCAUAGAAUUUUUCAUCUAA